This is a messenger RNA of Myodes glareolus (Bank vole), 4669 nucleotides long. RefSeq names its product ankyrin repeat and LEM domain containing 1 (gene Ankle1). Gene Ontology annotation, molecular function: protein binding; DNA endonuclease activity. Lineage: Eukaryota; Metazoa; Chordata; Mammalia; Rodentia; Cricetidae. The record is from RefSeq and is a predicted model, not a curated record. Gene Ontology annotation, biological process: double-strand break repair via homologous recombination; resolution of meiotic recombination intermediates. Gene Ontology annotation, cellular component: nucleoplasm; cytoplasm.
CGCAAAUUUGAAUCCGAGGGCAGUGACACCGCUGGGACAUGGCCGACGCUGCCAAGGAACUGUUGGUUGCACUGCGCGAGGAAGAUCCGCGGGCUGUGGAGGAGCUGCUGCACCUCGGGGCGGACCCCAGUCUGGUGCUGGAGGAUGGCGUGGCGGCGGUGCACCUGGCGGCCCGAGCUCGCCAUCCGCGCGCCCUGCAUUGCCUCCGGAUCCUUCUGCGCCGGGGCGCCGAUCCCAAUGCUCGGUCCACUGAGGCGCUGACACCCGUGCACGUGGCCGCCGUGUGGGGCUGUCGUGGCGCCCUGGAGCUGCUGCUGAGCCGAGGGGGCGACCCGACGCUGCGAGACCAGGACGGGCUCCGGCCACUGGACUGGGCUCUGCAGCAGGGACACCAUGACUGCGCACGCCUGCUGCGGGAGCUGGACACGCCCACCCGGACUCGGAAGGAGACCCUGGAGCCAGCUGAGAAGUUACCUGUAGCCCUGGCUGGCCUUGAAUCCACCAUGGAUCGAGAACGUGUCUUUGUGGGGCCUCCUGGCGUCUUUAUACCUCCGUGUUUGUCACCGGACUCAGAGCAGCUCAUGCACAGAGCUGAGCUGACAGCAGCUCCUGAGAUGGCGGUACAACUCGGCAGCCCUGAGGCCACUGGGAGCCCGGACUGCAGCAGCAGCGACACCUCCUUUGUCACUGCAUUGGAGGACUCUCUGCAGCCCCAGCGCUCUUCGGGGACACUGGGGCCCGCAGCCAGCCUGUGGCAGUCUGGUGGGGCUGAAGCAGCUGGGGAUGGGGUGCUGAGCUGCCAGCUGCAGGCCCUGACGUUGACCUCAGGGGCCACCAAAGUCCCAUCUCUGCCCGGGGAUGGGAACUCUGGGGCCUUGCAUCCACAUGACUCGGUGCCCCCCGUGUCCGACCUGCAACUGCUUCAGGCCUUGCGGGCACUGGGCCACAGUCCUGGCCCGGUCACCCCUUUCACCCGUGGACACUACUUGCGGCGGCUGCAGGAAGCCCAGGCUAGCCCGGGGCACAGCCCAGAACUGGCUGAGGUGCUCAGAACAGGCCGCAUUCCCGACUGCCAGGCGGAUGAGGCCGCCCUGGCUCAGCACUUUCAGCAGCUGGAUCCCACGAAGAGGUGGCGGGGAGGCGUCACCAAGUGCAGCUUUACAUAUCUUCUUCUUGACCCCAGGCAGACACAGGGACUGCCUGCCCGAGCCUCCUCCCUCACACUGGCUGAGUGUCUGCAAUGUUUCGUGGGAGCUAUCUUCUACGUGGGCAAGGGGACCCGCGCCCGACCAGAUGCCCACCUCUGGGAAGCCCUCGGCUACCGUGAACGCCCAGGGAAAAAGGCCUGUCCCAAGGUACGCCGGAUCUUAGACAUCUGGGCCAGCGGCCGCGGUGUCCUUUCUCUACACUGCUUCCAGCACACGGCCGCCGUGGAGGCAUACACGCGGGAGGCCUGCCUGUUGGAGGCCCUAGGUAUCCAGACACUGACCAACCAGAAACAGGGCCACUACUAUGGAGAGGUUGCCCACUGGCCAUCCACGAAGCGGCGGCGCUUGGGGGUGUACCUGCUACAUCGUGCUCUGCUAGUUUUCCUGGCUGAGGGGGAACGAGAGCUGAGGCCUCAGGACAUCCAGGCCUGAGGUUGAGUGCUGAGGACAUGAUCGUGAAGCCUGAGCAAUCAGGGUGUCUGUGCGUCCCAGGGGCAGGUCCCCAACUGUGUCCCCAGCUCUGGAUUCAACGGCUUGGUGUGUGUGUGUGCAAGUGUGUACAUGUGUGCUGAAGUAUGUGAGUGAUGGUAUGUCUAGGUGUUCUUGGGUAGGUGAGCUUCCCAUUGUGUGCGGGGCAAGCCAGCCGAGGGGCAGAAGGUCCUCUAGAACAUUCUACUUCUGCAUAGAUAGUGAGCUUCUCUCAUUGUGUGUGCCAGGCAAGCCAGCUGAGGGGCAGAAAGUCCUCUAGAACAUUCUACUUUGUCUCCGUGCCUCAUUUUUUGAUGCACGGAGACUUUGAAAGAGAGAUCAGGCCAGACGUGUUAAUGGUGGCCUACCACCACAACCUUCGGGAGGAUGGGGCAAGAGGAUUGCUAGUUGGAAACUGGCAUACAUUUGUAUUUGGUUGGAGGCCUCUGUGUGUGUUUAGUGGCGACAAUCCUUCCCCUGUGGGUGUCCACAGUCCAGGGCCCAAAAUAUGCUCUUGGGAGCGCAUCUAGGGUCAAGCAAGGCUGCAGAGCUCAGACUAACUGGGAGUGGAGUGUGUGUGUAUGUGUGUGCAUGUGCAUGCGUGCACGCAUGCUUACAGUGUUCCUAGGAAUGCCCUACCCCUCUGCAGCCUGUGCUGUGUCUAGCCCUUUGCCCUCUAAGCAUCCAACCAGCCUGAGGUUGUGGUCUGCCUCCUUGGUCCUCACCCUUUUCCAUGACCAAGUGGCUGCCUUCCUCUGUGAGCUUCAGGAAAGCCCGCAGAGGGAUCUGCAGGCACAUGGGGAAGUCCCUCCUGCUGUCUACCCUUCAGCCCCACCCAGAUGAUCUCCAGAAUGGCCCGCCACUCUGCUGGAACCUCACCAGGUAUUCAUUCACUCAGUUAACACCCAUGAAGCACCUACAGUAUGCCUGAGGUAGGCCUUCUCAACCUUGGCUCUGUGGACUGCUUGGGGUUGCGUCGCUGCUGUGGGGAUAUCGUGUGUGUUGUAGGGUGCUGGGCAUCCCCCCUCUCAGGAUAUAAGGGAAGCUCUGCCCUCUUCCACCAGAAGGUUGCCCACCUGUCUUGGGUCACACCACUUGGAAGUGCCACUGAGGAAGAACAGACCUCCAGAUUGCCCAGCUGACAGCCCUGCCCAGCAGAGACCACGCCCACAAGCCACACCCACUUAGAGCAAGCCACAGCAAGGCUUGCAGCCUGGGAACCAUACGGCCUGGAAGCUCUGGAACUGUGGCUGAACCCUUUACUUGGACCUAGAUUGAGACACUUGAGGGUCAUGCCUUGCGGGUGCCACACCCCCAAGUUCUCCAUGCAGCUGGCUGCUGCUUCAACGGGGCUGCUUCAAAAUAGCAGCCUUCUGUUUCGUUCAAAUGCUAGCUGAGGGCUGGUUGUGGCCAAGAAACCAGGUUCCAAGUUCAAAUACUUUUUUGUUUAUUUUUCUUAUGCUUUUUUUGAGACAGGACUUCCCUGUGUUGUCCUGACUGUCUUGGAACUCGCUCUGUAGACCAGACUGGCCUUAAACUCACAGAGAUCCACCUGCCUCUGCCUGUGGAGUGCCGUUAUUAAAGGCGUGCACCACUGUCUGGCUCCAGCACAAAUUCUUUUAGAUUAUUUAUUUUUAUUUCAUGUGCAUUGUGUUUUUGCCUUCAUGUAUGAGGGUGUUAGAGUCCCUGGAACUGGAGUUACGGUUGUGAGCUGCCAUGAGGGUGCUGGGAAUUGAACCCUGGUCCUCUGGAAGAGCAGCUCAGUGCUCUUAACCACUGAGCCAUCUCCCCAGCCCCAGCACAAAUUCUUAAUGUCACUGUGGAGCUGGCAAAAGGAGAAUCAGUCGUUCGCAAGGGUUUAGAGCCAUGGGGGCCUGAGAUGUCUGGGUGCUGGCCUAGCCUGCAGGAGGCUUUGGAGGUGCUGGGAAUGGGGCGGGGAAGAGGGUAUUGUGAUAGGUGUGUGCCUGGCCAGCCUGAGUUGCACAGUGAACUCCGUUUCAGUACAACAGACUUGUGGUUUAGUGUCCUUAGGCAAGGGGGGAGGCAUUUCUGCUCAUCGGCUUCCUUAUAAGAGGUUUGGGGUACCUUGAGCCAGGAGGGUCAGGAGUUCAAAGCCAGUUCAGCUAUGAAGCAUGUUUACAGUCACCUUCAGUUUGCUCACAGAGCAAAGCUGCUGCACUGUCUCCAUGCUGGGAGUGCAGCCCAGCCUGUCAUGUUGCUGUCCCAUGGAGCCUGUGGUGGUCUCCCUCUCCUGUCUCAUUGUUUCGCCUGCAUUUGGGGACAAUCCCCAGGGGACCUUGUUCUUUUGUGUCUGGAACUUCCUGUGAGGUCAGGGCUACCCUGGUCAUGAGUUUAGAUGCCCGGCAGAAGGAGCACACUUUGUGUGGUGGCUGCUUGGCCUGGGGUGCCAGGAUCUGGGAUGCAGCUGCUGCAGCACCCUGCUUAUCUUCCUGGAUGGGGGCAGUGGCAACUGCAACCUCAGGACUGAGGAUGUGCCCUGCAGCAGCAGUGUCUGACAGCCCCAACUCUUCAGUGUGUGUGUGUCUGUGUGUGUGUGUUCUGUCUGACAGUCUCACACGCAUGUGUUCGCAUUUCUACAUCUCCCUCUCUAGGGGUAGGUAAACUUUGAUCCUUUCUGCUGGACAGGCAGUGAGCUCCCCAGGUGGGUGGAAAUUAGUGUGUGUGGGGGGAACAGAAGUUACUCUAGAACAUUCCACUGCAUCACUAGGUCUGUCAUCCUGGGGAGACAAGCAGAGAGGAAGUAUCUUAGCUUUCCUGCUGCUGGGGAGAAGCAUGUCAGAGGGGAAGGCUGUGUUGGCUCGCCAUUGGAGGUUCCAGCCUGGUUUCACCUUGCUGCCACACCAUGGACAGAGAAGAUGCAGUGGUCCAUGCUGCUGGCGGGCUGAUCCUGGGCUAAUUCUCUUCACUUUUACACAGUUCAGGCCCCUGCCUAUUGUGGUGGCUCAUGAGUGACUCAGCUUUUAUUUGGAGUU